Messenger RNA from Pseudovirgaria hyperparasitica, 1527 nucleotides. Its product is annotated as FAD-binding domain-containing protein. The coding region runs from base 1 to 1527 and encodes 508 amino acids. Lineage: Eukaryota; Fungi; Ascomycota; Dothideomycetes; Acrospermales; Acrospermaceae. Gene Ontology annotation, molecular function: oxidoreductase activity; FAD binding. The record is from RefSeq and is a predicted model, not a curated record. The transcript has 2 exons.
AUGUCAACCCGCAAACCAAUAACCGCCUCCCAAAUCACCGCCCUAAACGAACUCCUCGAAAAACUGCCCACUCCCCACAACCUUAUCACCCCUUCCUCCCCAGACUACAGAAAAACUAUCCAACGCUGGUCCUCCGCCGCCGAAAAGCCCGCCGGGGCCUCUCUGAUCCCCGAAUCUGUCGCCGCAAUCUCAACUGCCGUCGCGUACGCCACCUCCGAAGGCCUCGACCUCGCCGUGCGCGGCGGCGGUCACUCCACCGCAGGUGCAAGCAGCACAGAUGGCGGGCUCCUGAUCGACCUGGGCAGCUCGAAGAAGUUCACAGAGGUCGACGUGGACACGGCGACGCAGCGGCUGGCCGUCGGCGGAGGGGCGGUCUGGGGUCAAGUCGACCAGGCCGGCUUCAAGGCGGGGCUUGCGACCGUGGGCGGGACAGUUGCGGACACCGGGGUGGGCGGGCUGACCCUGGGAGGCGGGUAUGGGUGGUUGUCGGGCAAACUGGGGCUGACGAUUGAUCAGCUGGUAUCUGUGACGCUUGUGUUGGCGUCCGGGGCGGUUGUGGUGGCGAGCAAGGAGGAGAAUCCGGAUUUGUUCUGGGGUCUCAGGGGCGCAGGGCAGAAUUUUGGUGUCGCGGUCAUGUUUGUGCUGCAGGGUCAUCCGUUUGGGAGUGGGCCGGUUGAGAAGAGGAUUGGUGGUGCGGACGGUGGGCAGGCGUAUGUUGGGAUGUUGAUGUGGCCGCCGCAGAAGUUGGCAGAGGUGAUUGCGGCCUGCAACAAGAUAUAUCGCCGCGACAAUAGUCUGGAUGCUAACGGGGCAGGGAGUAUAGCGUUCGCACGACCGCCUCCGGCCAGGGGCCAGCUGCUCGUCAUAAAGCAGAUCAUCUGGCUAGGCGACAAAGCAUCGGGCGAUGAAGCGUAUAAGGAUCUUCUUGAUCUCGACCCGGUCAUGAACACAAUGGCAAUGGUGGAUUAUCCCACCAUGAACAGCUUCAUGGGCAUCCCGUAUGGCCUGAGAGUGAGCAUGAAGGGGGCGGCUUUCAACUUGCCAAUAUCCGUCACCUUCGCCCAGCAAGUGCUUGACCAGUACGCCAAGUUCACAGAAGAAGUGAAUGAUGCGGCAGGCAGUAUGCUGUUGUUUGAGCUUUAUGAUCCGAGUAAAGUUGUGGCGAGUGCCAGCAAUACAGACAUGGCUUUCGGAAACCGCGGAUAUCACUUCAAUGCCAUGGUCGGGCCCAUGUGGACGCAAGCAGAGAAUGAUGACCGAUGCCGACAAUGGGCUCGUGACAUGGCGGCCCUGUUCAAAGAGCAGCUAAAGAAGGACGGCGAGGUUGUGUCCAAGGGGAACGAAUAUCCAACCAAGAAGUCAGAUGUUGGUGCGGUCAUGAUGUACGGGAACUAUGAUCAAUACGACGAAAACUCCAACGAUGUGUUCGGUGCCAAUUACGAUCGAUUGCAGAGGCUGAAGGCACAGUAUGACCCGACAAAUACCUUCUACAAACUGUUUGGCAUUAAGCCUUUGGCGCUACCAUAG